AUGGCAUCAGAGGCAGAAAUAAAACUUAACACUAUUGUUUAUUUUCAAGCCGACUACGAAGAUGAUGAUGGAGAAGAAGCAAAGGGUAGAAGGCACGUGGUAUCCGAGAUAAGAGGCGAUGAGUUAUUUUUCUUGAAAAUAACAAGUCGAAGAAAAGGAUUAUAUGCCAGAAGAGCAGCAGGAUAUGCCGACUGCCUAGAUAAAACUUCUUAUGUUAUUUUCAAUCGUAAAAUUAGGUUUUCUUUUGCUGAUUUAAAAGUUAAUAAUUAUCAAUACUUUUAUAUUUGUCCUCUCAACCACGAUGGCUGUCUAGAUAAAGAAAAUUUUGAUAGUAUUCUACAAAAAACUAAGGAGUAUUGGGAAGAUGAAUUAAUAAGAGACAAAGAUGCAAUUCCUGUGGAAGCUAAUGAACUAAAAAAACCUAAAAAUCCUCCAUGA
This is a messenger RNA of Entrophospora sp. SA101, 438 nucleotides long. The record is from the annotation of a GenBank genome assembly. NCBI's taxonomy places the organism in Eukaryota, Fungi, Glomeromycota, Glomeromycetes, Entrophosporales, Entrophosporaceae.